This is a messenger RNA of Lodderomyces orthopsilosis Co 90-125, 924 nucleotides long. RefSeq lists its product as uncharacterized. Bases 1 to 924 code for a protein of 307 amino acids. Gene Ontology annotation, biological process: autophagosome assembly; nucleophagy; autophagy of mitochondrion. Gene Ontology annotation, cellular component: cytosol; cytoplasmic ubiquitin ligase complex. The record is from RefSeq and is a predicted model, not a curated record. The transcript has a single exon. Gene Ontology annotation, molecular function: Atg8-family ligase activity. Lineage: Eukaryota; Fungi; Ascomycota; Pichiomycetes; Serinales; Debaryomycetaceae.
AUGCUUAGAUCAAAACUAUCAUCACUUCGCGAAUACCUUACUCCAAUAAACCACAAUUCAAAUUUUUUAACUACGGGGGAAAUUAGUCCGGAAGAGUUUGUCAAAGCAGGCGAUUACCUCGUUUACAAGUUCCCCACAUGGCAAUGGAGCACUUGUCCCAAAAAUCUACAGAAGCUGUUUUUACCUCCUGAGAAGCAGGUUUUGGUCACCAAACAUGUACCUAGCCAUGUUAGAGCAUCAAAUUUUGAAGGAGAGUUGGAGGAGGAUGACGAAGAGGUAGUUUUAGGUGCUGACAAUGAUGGCGACGAUGACAAGAAAGAAGAGGAUGAGGAGUAUGGUUUGAUCAAGUCUAAGACGACCACUGGGCAAUCCAAAGGAAAGACUUCUGAGUCUAACAACAACGAGGAGAUUGGAGACAUUGAUGAUAUGAUAGAUAAUGACGCGGAAGAAGCCGAUGAUUUGGAUCACGAUUUUGAUGAUUUGGAUAUAGUUUACGACUCAAACAAUAAGCUCAGAAAGUACGACUUGUACAUCACGUACUCAACUUCUUAUCGUGUGCCUAAGAUGUACCUUGUUGGGUUUGAUUCUAAUGGUAUACCGCUCUUGCCCAAACAAAUGUAUGAGGACAUAAAUUCAGAUUAUAAAGACAAAACUGUCACAAUUGAGAAUCUACCAGUUGCCUCAAACACUACAUCUAUAUCAAUACAUCCUUGCAAACAUUCCUCAGUAAUGAAGGUACUCAUGAGUCAUCAAUUGAGGAAGAAGGAGAAGCCAGUGGAGGAGGACUUGCUGAAUUUGUCUAUUGAAAAUAUUGAACCAGAAGCCGAGGGGAUCAGAGUUGAUCAAUAUUUGGUGGUUUUUCUCAAAUUCAUUGCUAGUGUCACCCCUGGUAUUGAAUACGACUACACUAUGGAUGCUUUGUAA